AUGGCUGCGACGGUGCCGCCGGUGGCGCAUGUGUACUUUGGGAAGCCCAUGCUGCCGGAUGUGUCGAGGGUGCUUGCUUGCCUCUACGAGAAGGAUAUCGCCUUCGAGCUGGUGGACAUGUAUGAAGGCCACCGCAUGCCUGCAGACAUCCUCAAACUCCAGGCCACCAUGAGAGCUCCUGUCCCAGCCUUCAAAGACACAGACACAUUCUUACUAGAAUCCAGAGCCAUAUGUCGCUAUGUGUCAGAGAAGUAUGCAGAGCAUGGAAACAAGUACCUUCUCGGGAGGGAUCUACUCGACAGGGGAUCCAUCGAGCAAUGGCUGAAGACAGAGGAGCAGAGCUUCAACCCUCCGAGCUGGGCAUUAGUCUUCCACUUAGCGUUCGCCCCCCUGACAAAUGGCAAUGAACUGGAUCAAUCACUGGUCACCGAGAGCGAGAAGAUGCUGGGUAAUGUCCUGGAUGUGUAUGAGCAUAGGCUGAGAGAGAGCAAGUACCUUGCGGGCGAUGAAUUCACUCUGGCAGACCUGUCUCACCUCCCAAACACUCAUUACCUUGUCAACUCUAGGCAGUGGAACCACCUGUUUAAUUCGAGGAAGAACAUCCAGAGGUGGUGGGAGAAGAUCUCGAACAGGCCUUCGUGGACAAAGGUCGUGGAAAUGCUGAAUGAGGUUGAAACUCCAAAGUCAUCUGCUGCUGAAGAAGUUGCCACGGCUCGAGAGGCCAAAAUUAGUCAUCUUUCUCAAACUCCUGCAGCAGCUACAGCUUCUCAGACAAGUCCUCAAUCAACUCCAGUUGUUCCUCAAUCGACUCCUGAGGUCAAGACUAGUCCUCAGACAGCAGCUACAGCUUCUCAGGCAAGUCCUCAAUCAACUCCAGUUGUUCCUCGAUCGACUCCUGAGGUCAAGACUAGUCCUCAGACAGCAGCUACAGCUUCCCAGGCAAGUCCUCAAUCAACUCCAGUUGUUCCUCGAUCGACUCCUGAGGUCAAGACUAGUCCUCAGACAGCAGCUACAGCUUCUCAGGCCAGUCCUCAAUCAACUCCAGUUGUUCCUCAAUCGACUCCUGAGGUCAAGACUAGUCCUCAGACAGCAGCUACAGUUUCCCAGGCAAGUCCUCAAUCAACUCCAGUUGUUCCUCAAUCGACCCCUGAGGUCAAGACUAGUCCUCAGACAGCAGCUACAGCUUCUCAGACUUCUCCCCGGACUGCUGCGCCAGAACCAAGUAGCAAGCCAUCACUUGAACAGAAAUCAUCCAAAUCAUCUGCUGACAAACCAGAUUCAGCUAUUGACCAACAGAGCUCACCAAAAGGUCCAACAUCCAAUCUAAUCUCUCAAUCAGAACCUGCUACACAGCCAACACCUCAAUCACAACAAGGUGAUUCAUCAACUGCUAAACCAACAUCUGUUACCACUCAGUCAAACCAAAAAACAGAUACUCCUAUUGAUAACUCUGCCCCCGCAGGGACUUCAGAGCCCAAAGCAACCAGCCAGCCAGAUUCAACUGCUUCAUCGACUGCAUCAGACAAACCUAAUUCCCAGCCAUCUGGUGAUAAACCAGCAUCCUAAAAGUACUCUAGUGCUCAUCAGUCUCGAAGAUCCAAGUGGAAGAGCUCCUGGUCAGAUGAUUUCCAGCAACAUGCAGAUCCAAGCACUACAACGAAAUCUUUUUCCUGCACGCAGUCUCCUGCAGAUCCUGCCAAGAUAACGAAAGUAAUCGCUUACUUGACUCCAUCUUUUUGUCAAGACUUGCUUUUAGAGCUUCUCUUCCUGGAGUGAUUUAUUGUGGACAAUCGAGAACUUCUAUCUGUUCUUCUGGUUUUCUUGUUGAACAAUUGAAGAUAUUUGUUUAGUCACAAGAAGCUAUAGCUUUACAACCACACCAAAAAAAAUGAUUCAACAAGACCAAAACAGAUAUUAUAAUCCUGCUCAAAAGAUGUUGAAACCCAUAAAAGUCAAGCCACUCUUGCAAAUUAAGAUCCAGAAUAACAAUGAGAGUGUCAAGCACAUGAAACAACCCUCAGAUUCCUAACAAUGCUUUAAAGUUUAAACAUUAAGACUACAAUGUCAAGACUCCCAGGCAAAAUAAUAAUUAAAGGUGGUUCAAUCAUUCUAAAUAAGAAAAAGCAAACGUUCAAUUUUAGAUUUCCUGGUGAUGUUGAUUCUGUGCAAUCCGUAUCAGACAUGCUUAUUAAAAGAAAAAAGAACUGCAGGUGUGCUA
Molecule: messenger RNA, 2218 nt
Organism: Musa acuminata AAA Group (dessert banana)
Lineage: Eukaryota; Viridiplantae; Streptophyta; Magnoliopsida; Zingiberales; Musaceae
Exons: 4
Coding region: 1-1566 (521 amino acids)
Biological process (GO): glutathione metabolic process
Cellular component (GO): cytoplasm
Molecular function (GO): glutathione transferase activity; glutathione binding
Source: RefSeq, a predicted model, not a curated record